Molecule: messenger RNA, 3604 nt
Organism: Amphimedon queenslandica
Lineage: Eukaryota; Metazoa; Porifera; Demospongiae; Haplosclerida; Niphatidae
Exons: 17
Coding region: 9-3488 (1159 amino acids)
Source: RefSeq, a predicted model, not a curated record
GUGUCAUAAUGGCCGCCGUUGAUCUAAUCCAAUUGAUAGAUUUGAGUCUUGGAGAGCAGCCAUGUAGUGCCGUUAAUUUUAACUAUCUACAAAGAGUCUUGCAUGAGAUUGUGAAGCGACUGAUUGUUCUAGAGGACACUCAACUCCAACAACAAGUGUUCCUGGGCUGGAACCCUAUCCAUAAACCACCGGAUAUUACCAGAAAGCAUCAUGUUCCUCCUGUUAUUGUUGGAGGAGGUGAUCGAGCAUUCCCUGCAAGUUUGCAAGCAGAAAGCACAGAUUCCUCACCUAUUCAUCUUCACCAUGACCCCACUACUGCUCCAGUACCUGGACAAGUUGCUGGAAUAGGACAAAUUCCUGGUCAGGUUACUACUGGAACUGGACAAGUUGUCACUGGAACUGGACAAGUUAUCGCUGGAAGUGGAGGUCCUGGACAAGCUGCUGGAACUGGACAAGUUGCCGGAACUGGACAAGUUGCUGGAACUGGGCAAGUUGCUGGAACUGGACAAGUUGCUGGAGUUGGACAAGUUGCUGGAGCUGGACAAGUUGCUGGAGCUGGACAAGUUGCUGGAACUGGACAAGUUGCUGGAACUGGACAAGUUGUUGCUGGAACUGGACAAGUUGAUGGAGCUGGACAAGUUGCUGGAACUGGACAAGUUGUUGCCGGAACUGGACAAGUUACUGGAACCGCUGGAACUGGACAAGUUAUUGUUGGAAGUGGAGGUCCUGGACAAGCUGCUAGUAUUGGAACUGGACAAGUUGCUGGAACUGGACAAGUUGCUGGAACUGGACAAGUUGCUGGAACUGGACAAGUUGUUGGAACUGGACAGGUUGGAGGACAAGUUGGAAUUGGACAAGUUGGAGGACCAGUUGGAGGACAAGCCGUUGGAGUCGGACAAGUUGGACAAGUUGGAGGACCAGUUGGACAAGUUCUAGGACCAGUUGGACAAGUUGGGGGACCAGUUGGACAAGGUGGGGGACCAGUUGGACAUGUUGGAGGACCAGUUGGACAAGUUGGAGGACCAGUUGGACAAGUUGGGGGACCAGUUGGACAAGUUGGGGGACCAGUUGGACAAGUUGGGGGACCAGUUGGACAAGUUGGGGGACCGGUUGGACAAGUUGGAGGACCAGUUGCAGGACAUGUUGGAGUUGGACAAGUUAUGGGACAAGUUGGAGGACCAGUUGGACAAAUUGGAGGAACUGGUGCUGGUACUGUAACUGGACAAACCCCUGUUGAUACGACACCAUUACAUUCUACUGCAUCAUCAGUUCAUUCUGCAGGACCUAUAUCAUCAGUUGACUUCAUUGGACGUCCUCCUUCUAGUGGUGCCUUCCCUCAUCCUCAAAGCUCAUUUCGAAGUCGGACUAAUAUUGUGACAGCAGCCAAUGACUUGAGUGCUCUUGAAAGAAAGAUCCAGAAUUUGGAGUCACGAGUUAAUUCAUUUGAUAGUCUUCCAGAGAUGCUAGAAAGAAAAGGAUCUGAUGCUAAUGCUACACCAGUCAAAGACAUGUGGAAUUUCACAAAUCUUACCAAUAGAAUUACUAGCACAGAACAAAACAUGGCCAAAAGCUCACAAUUAUUUGAUGAUAUGCUUGGAGAAAUUCAAGCACUAAAGCAAAGGAUAAAUGAUAUGGAAAAUUCAAUGGGUCAUCAUAUUGACUCCCUCAAUAGCAAGGUCUCUGCCAGCUCAGAAAACUUGGAGCAAAGAUUUAAAGAUCUAGAGUCAUUGAAACUGACCUCUGGUCCAACUGACAGUCCAGCAACAGAUGCAUUAAUGGCAUUCAUAAAUGAGUUAAGGCAAAAGCUAGAAGGACUGCAAAAGAAAUCAGGAUCACUCCAAGAGAGUAUAGAUUUAUUAGAAAAGAAGAUAUCAGACACAUCGUUACUUGAUGAUCUUCAUAAAACUCUUAAAGAGCAUCAAAAUACUACUGAGAGUGCAAUAUAUCAGAUAAAUGAGAAAAUUAAUUCAUUAGCAUUACAAUCAUACUGUGAAGCAUUGAAGGAAUGUAACGACCAAAACACAUCAGAAUUAGGGAAACUAUCAGCCCAUAUGAAGGAAAUUGAAUCUGCUCUGAUGGAAAAAGUGAAUGCAUCUGAUUUAGCAUCACUGAUGCCUACCAGCAGUGAUGGUGAGGGAACUGCUAACCUCAUGGCUAAGCUACUAGAAAUGCAAAAUAAACUGAUACACUUGGAAGAUAGUAUGAGUAAGCAGCCCUCAGUACCUGCUGAUUUACUGGACAGGAUCACUGCUAUGCAAAAUGCUAUUGAUCAUUUAACAAAUCAAAUAAGGGCUCUUGGUGGAUCAUCUGGUGGUGUUGAUAGCAGUCGAUUGGAGGAAUUAGGAUUACAGUUAGCGCAAAUGAGAGAAAGAAUGGAGGAAAUGGACAGAGCUGUAUCUGCACUGAACAAUGCAGUAUCAUCUAAUAAGAGUAAACCUGUUUCUAGCCCUGUUGGUCAGAAUUUUGCUGACCAGCAGUCACUCUCAGAAUUGACACAGUUAGUGAAUGGAAUGCAGCAGGAACAGGAGAGAUUGAUUGGCACUGCUGCUCAUCUCUCACACGAGCUGGACAUCAGCAAAGAACACACAAAAACAUUAUAUUCAGAAGUUGAUCAGUUGAAGUCAACCAAAGCUGAUAGGGAUCAAGUUGCUAUUGAAGUUGAAGAGAAAGCUGACAGAGUUGCUUUGGAGGGUAAAGCCAGUAGAGAUUGGGUUGACUCAACAUUUGAACGUCUUGAUCGCGAGAUACGAGAUGCUAAAUCACAUUUACUUGGACAGGAAGAAGCUUUUAGGACAGCGGUAUCUCAGAUUAAUGAAGAUGUCGAUGGGAAAUUAGAUCGUUUAGAAUUAGAGCCAUUGAAGAGUUACUUUGACAAGAAGUUUGACAAACUUAAAGUUCCUACAGUAGUACCUGGUGGGGAGACUUUAGCUGAUGAUGCUGCUGGAUUCCGUAAACCUUUAAGAUUCCGUUGCAUAUCAUGUGAUAAACCACUGGGGUUGAAACCUAAUGAUGUUGUUCCCACAUUACCUCAAAUUGAAAUGCUUCCUGGAAUAAGAUCCUUCCGUCCUUACACAACUUAUGAACUUGAGAUGAUACGAAGACAUCAAAGAAUUGGUACACAGUCAGGUAUGAUGGUAUUGCCUCCAUUCCCAGCUACCAUUAGAAGUGCUGGUGGUAGUCACACUCUCACUCGACCCCAUCAAAGGGUUAGAGCCACCCCUCUCUCAUCAGUGUACACACUUGAUGGUACUCCACUACCUGCUCCUCCACCUCCACCAACCAGCCACAUCAAAAGAAGUGCUAACAUUCAUGAUGAAAUGGACAUUAUCGGACAAGAUGGUCACAUAUACAAGGGAAGAGCUGGUGCUAAAACAUCUACCACAAUAUUAACAGCAGUACCUAAGCCACGUGAGCGAUCAGCUGGUAGGAGAUCAAAGGUCCCACCACGUCCUCCAUCAACCAUUCCAACCCCACAACAUGUACAGUAGUUACUUUUCACUAACAUGAUAAUAAUAAUAGUUGUAACGAUAGAUACUUUUAAAUUAAUUUUAAUUGUUGUAACAAUAAUUGAUUGAUAAUUUUGGAAAAAUAAUUAUUAUAAUUU